AUGGAAGGUGCACAAGGAUACAAUGUAGGAAGCCUGACCUGCGCCGCACGUUCCGCGACAGCAGGCCUGGUUUGGUCCGCCAUCUUCUCCCCUGGAGGCGAUGCUGUCCUGACCUCCUCGGGUGACUGGACUGCUCGGCUCUUCGAUGUGGAAACGGAGGAGUGCCUUCGAAUCUUCAGUGGUCACGAGGAGCGGGUGCUCGCGGCUGUUUUUCUGCCUGCUCCUGUCAUCGUGGGGUCUGCGAAGACGGCUGACGACGAGGGACACGGACUCUCUCCAAAGAGUGAGGGGCGUCAUCUCGACUGCGAAGAUAAACGUCGGCUUUCACUCCCGGUGGAAACAGUCCCUUUCCUCCAAUGGAAUCUUCAUCGCUAUGGCCGGGCGUAUGGCGACAGGCGUGAUUCCGGUCGCCGCCCUGGCAAGUCAGAGAACUACAACGCCCAACGGGCGGACAGAGAUAUGGUCUACACCUUCAGAUACAAACCCAGUGGGAAGCAGCUUGGCCCGCAGGGAAUUCGCUUGCCGCCGACGCUCAGCACGUUGGAAGAAUGCCCCGACGGACCCUUCUCCUGGCAACCAGUUGAGACAAAGAAGCAGCUGGUACUGCUGGAGCUGUCGAAGCUCUCAGGGACGAUCUGCGUUUUGCGCAAUGAUGCUGCGACAUGUCGAGCCGGCAGCCUAACCAGCCGGCGCUGGCUGCUUCGGAAGAAGAUGCAGCCGAAAACGUCGCAUCCUGGCUGCACUGAGCGCCGGGCCGCUCGCUCUUUGAAGAAGAGUGCCUCUGCACCCGCACCGACUGCGCCGAUUUUGCCGGUGAAACGAAGCAGCCGUACUCGAUGGACGCCAUUGUUUCGAGAUCCAACUUUCGGUGGAAGCAUUGGCCACAGCGGAGACCACAGAAAGGCGAAGCCCACCCUGAAGCCGUCACGCUUUGUCUUCGAAGAUGAGGCUGAGUUACUGUUGACCAAUGACGGUCGGCAAAGGACUGGUGAGGCCAUGUCCGACCGACUACAGGCAGUUUGGAAAAUCGUGGUGCAGGAGGAAGAAGAGAAGCCAGACUCGCCGCCUACACCCUCCUUGUUGGAUGUCUUCGCUCCACCAGACUCGGCACUUCCGAGAAUCGAUGCGUCAACCUCUCCGAAUCCGGUAUGGCUAGAAAUGGCAGUGUCUCCAGUGGCGCCGCCGGCGCUUUCGCUAGCAGCUGGCUUGCUAGAGCUCGCCAACGAGCUUCAACGUUCUGAACAAGGGUGCGAAGGGGUUGUCAUCGACGCUCGUAACAAAGUGCAGCGUACUCUGGCCACAUGUUGGGAGGGCCGCCCGCUGCCCCGCGCAUGUUUGGCUUUGAGAAACUUCCUGAGCGAAUCGGCGCUCAGUGCGGAUGUGGAAGUGAAGCUCGUGAAGCCAAACGGCGAAAGCGGCUUCGUUGGCAUGCUUUUGCGAAAGGGUGUCCCGGAAGCCAUGGUUAAGUAUCGUGGGGAGCUGCCGGGCAUACCAUUUCGCGAGGAGUGUAAUUAUGUCUUCGCCGAGUGGCUUGGCUUCAGUGACGUGGUGGCCCCGUGUAUAGCAGUGGACUUGCCAUUGACGCUCGCCGACUUUUCCAGUCUCAGUGUACUGGAUGUACUACGAGAGCACACGGCUGCAUGGGUACAUGAGAAGGAGCAGAACUGCAAGACAUGGCCCGCCAACAUGUGGGUCACGAUGGAGAAGUGCGUUCUCAUUGGAGAGACCGAGCACGCACCUACUGCGCCUGCUUCUCGCCUAGCCAACUUCUUCGGAUCCGUUGACCUUCUACAGGCGUACGCUGCCACACCCAGUGGGCCAAGCUGUGGUGUAGAUGCCCUUCUCAGAGACACCUAUACCCGGCAAGAGCCCACGGAUGCCGACUUUUUCAGGCUUGUAUCGUGCUUGGAUGUGCAAAACAUACAUCGACUUUGCAUGUUGGCAUGCAUAACACUGCAGCGUGACGGAGGCCCGUCGAAUUUGAUGGUGAGGCAGAAGACGGCCGGCGAGGCUGAUGCCUCUUUCGAGCUGGUAAGUAUUGAUUCGACACGAGUCCUCAAUGGCUUUCCUAGCGAUGCGUUGCUUCUUUUCGACGACAGUGACGGCACGAUCGGCCAGUUCACAUAUUGGUUCCCGGCCUGUGUUGAAUUGCCCCAGGCUGCCGAGAUCCUGCAUCCCUCCGUCGCAUCUGCGUUGAGGUCGCUCGAUGCCAGCACAGUGGAAUGCUUCCUUGAGCAGCUCCUGAGCGUGCCUGGUGCCUCCUUGGCACGAAGCAGAUCCGAAGCGAAAGCAGCCUCCAACAGGUUGAGGCACUUGCAGAGCCUGCUAGAGGAUCAGGAGCUCACAGCCCGUGACCUUUGCUUUCGGGUAGUGCCUACCUGGGAGGCCGACUACUGGGCACCUGGUCGCAGGGAGUUGAUCCCCUUCCAUGACCUGGGAGUGCAUCUUCACGCGGGCGGCAGCGCGCAGGAAUGGGAAGAGAAGUGCCGCUGGCCAUACGGCAGUCAACGUGACGAGACGGAAGGUGCUCGAAAGAUCAGCCGCCUCAGCACCGGCAGCGCCUUCAGCAACAUUUCCUCCAUGUCACGACAGAGCUCCACUGGAGCCGUCCCGCAGCUAGUGUCGAGGACGGCAUCGGACGAUCCGGUCGCGCACCGCCCUUCACAGGACUCUCGAACGUCCUCCCUUGUGGACUCCAAGGAAUCAAAGGGCUCUGGCUCAGUCCGGGCGUCUUCGAAGCUAUCCAGGGACUCUCACCCUCGUGCUCCGAGACCGCUCCGUGACAUCGUUCGUCGCACGACACCCAUGGAGUCGGACUUGAUCGUGCUCGGAAGCGAGGUUUCCGACGACAGCCAAGCGUCGCUGGCCACGAGUCCCUGGGCUUCCGAAGACUUGACGACAGAUUCCAGGCUGAUGAGAGACAAAGAAGAGCAGAGAUCCCCCAAGCCGCUGGACAGAGCGAGCACUGGCGAUCUCAGAGGCAAGUCACCCCGGGCUGAGAAGACCUUGCUCCAGAUGGAGCUACAGCUCAAGAGCGAGUCCAAGUCGCACAAGGCUUUGCCUGGCAUUCACAGGAAGCCGUCCCGGGAAGCAUCGGGCGAGCUGCCUGGAUCCCGUCCUCAGUCCCGGGCAGCGUCGAAGCAGUCUGAGAGCCUCGAUGGAACGCUGCUCGCGGAAAGGAGGACCCCGUCCAAGGGUGUUUUGGAGCAGUCUGCGGGCAACCUCCUUCCAAAGCAGACGAUGAAGGGCCAGCAGGCCGCCGACGCAGAACGCAUUAGCAUGAGCACGUCAGAAGUUAAGGAGAGUUAA
Molecule: messenger RNA, 3309 nt
Organism: Symbiodinium necroappetens
Lineage: Eukaryota; Dinophyceae; Suessiales; Symbiodiniaceae
Source: the annotation of a GenBank genome assembly